AAUAUGGAAUCAUUCAAACGCAUUUUCUACACAGGACAUGAUAUUUUGCAAGGGAAGUUGUCUGCAAAACUUCGACAUUAGUAUGCAAGAUGUCAUGGUUGUCAGGACUGACAGGAAAUGUUGAAGAACUUCUCAACAAGAUCGACCAAUCUGCAGCUGGGGCCUUAAAGAAUGAGAAUGAGACAGGUUAUGCAUCAGGAAAUGUUGCCGGUAGUAAGCAGAGUGACCACACAGCUGAUGCUGCUUCCUCAAGACAAUAUGUUCAAAACCCUUCACCUAUAGGUGGUCAAGGAACAGACAAAUCCUCUCCAUAUGUGACUAAACCAAUUCGACAUACACUUACAGGAUUAUCAAAAUCACCCAGUACCCCACUUCAAGCAAAUAUAAAACAGGUUAGCUCUCCUAGCCCCGUCCAGAAACCACAGACUGGUGCUGUUUCCUCUGUAUCAAGUCCACAGCAACCAACAGUAGCCACAUCAGGGGGCAAGAAAAAGAUUGAUUCAGAUGAAGCUUUGUUUGACUUUUUAAAUAGCAGUGAUCCCGUGGAAGCGACUAGAAAGAAAAGUAUAACCCCUAUCAGUAGUGCUCGACAUUCACGACAGUCAAGCACAUCCUCUACCAUAUCAAGUAAGGGGACCAAGAGCACAGAUGCCCCUCCCUCCACAAGUGGGUCAUCUAUAGUGCAUAUAGAUUCAGCUGGACCAGGAAGUGAACGAGAGAGUCCAAACUCGGAGCCUGAUGGGCUGGCUGAUGUUGCAGCACUGGCUGAUGCUAUGCUAGAACAGAGUCCUAGCAAUAGCGUACAUAGUAACCAAGGUUCAGAAACAGCUGGAGAGGCCCAUCAGAAAAUGUCCUCACUGGAACUGGAGAACAAGCUUCUAAAAAAUGAAGUUGCUUCUCUCAAUCAAGAGAUGUCUUCUAUCAUACAGCGGUCCAGGGACUCUGUUUCUGAAUUGGAGAAAACCAAACAGAAGCUGGACUCCUACCAUCGGUCAGCCUCUAUGCAUGACCAACUGGUACGUGAGUUGCAGUCACGGGAAUCAGAUCUGACAGAGGCUCUGGGGGCCAAGGAUUCCCAACUGGCCGUUCUUAGAGUGAGGCUGGAGGAAGCAGAUAAAGAGCUGACGAGGAAAGCUUCGACAGUACAAAAUCUUGAAUCACACAGGAACAGGAUUCUUCAGGACCACACCGAUUCCAGUGGUAUGCACAGCCAGGCUCUUGACACUCUCAAGGCCAAACUAGUGGAAGUUGAAGCUGCACUCAAGAGGGAACAGGAGGCAUACAAACAGGCCCAGCAAGAGGCUUCAGAUAGACAGGGUAGACUUGAAGUUGAACAGAGAAGUCUUGCUGAAGCCCUAACUACCUCAGAAAGGAGAUUCAAUGAAGAAAAAGCCAAAGUUUCUGAGAUAUCUAUCCAGAUGAAAACACUGAAGAGUAACGCUGACUUAGCCAAACAGGAACUGACAGAGUACAAGGAGAAGGCCACACGGAUCCUACAGUCCAAGGAGAGACUGAUUGCCAGUCUAAGGGAAGGGUCGGGGGCUGCAGGAGAGAUGGCUGGAGUCUCCAGUCUGGAGUAUGACUCGAUCAAACAGGAGAGGGACAUGUUUAGGGACGAGCUACAACAAUCCCGGAUGACUGUGGACAGUCUGAGGGUAGAACUGCAGGAUCUGGAGGGGCAGCUACAGCGAGAUAGUGAUGAGGCAAAUGACCAGCUGCGAGCUUUAGAGGACAACCUUCUGGUGGAGAAACGUCGACGGAAGGAGGCCGAAACAGAACUGCUCAAACAGAAGCAGGAGAUGCAAUAUUCAAUAGAGGAGAUUCACAAACAAAAGGGAACGUUUCAGAAUUGUGUUAGAGACAGAGAACUUGAAAUUGAAAAACUCAGAAAUCAGCUCGCAACAAAGUCCAUGAGUUCUACAUCUGAGAAUGAGCUAGAAUCUCGCGUCAAGUCCCUCACUGAGAGCCUCAUACAAAAACAAACAGUGUUGGAGGCCUUGAGUACAGAGAAAAACUCACUUAACCUGCAGCUGGAGAGACUUGAGAUGCAGUAUAAAGAUGUCCAGGCUUCGUCCCUUAGGACCAACACUGCUGUUGUUCACGUCAAUGAUGAUGAGGAAGCAGUGCGACAGAGGCUGCCAGCUUUCAUGCGUGAAACAGCCACUGACACAGAAGUGACAAAAAAGAUGAAGCGUGCUGCCAACUCUAUUGAUAAACUAGGUAUACGCCUCGGAGUUUUCCUGAGAAGAUACCCCAUUGCCAGAGUAUUUGUGAUAUUAUACAUGGCAAUGCUGCACCUAUGGGUGAUGGUUGUGUUGUUGACGUACCAGCCAGAGAUGCAUGGGGCUGACCAUGGACAGCCAUUACCUCCCCCUGGUGCUCACUGACAGAUACAGGGUGCUGGCACUCACUGACAAUGACAGCAGUCCUGAUCAUGUGACGGUGUACAGAUGUGUUGACAGUUUACAUCAACAAGGGGAACAACUCUAUCACUUCACAUAAGCAUGACUAUUCGAGGGGUGUUGGAAGCUCCUUAUUCUACAGAUUGGGUCCGAAUUUAUUUGUACCCUAAUUUUAAGAAUCAGAACUUGUUUAACUUAAUACAUGUAUCAUCACAAGGUAUGCAUGAAGCACAGGAGAUAUAUAAAGUUGAUACUUUCAGAACCUCAUUGUUCCUGACAUUGAUGAUCUGGAAAAUUCUCAUUGGGAUGAUUUUUUUUUAAAACCUUUUUAGACAUUUGACAGAGUUAGAAGCUUUGUAAGCAAAUGUUUUCAUCGAAUACCAUGAGUACUUAAAUUUAAUAAAUUAUCAGUGUGGAGAAAAGAGGUACCCUGAUAAUGUUUUUUGAAGUAUUGUAAGUCAAAGGUGCCCGAUGCAUAAAGACAUUGGUUAUAACCUUAAUGAUGGACAUUUAUAUUAUGGCUGAUAGACUAGUAUGCAUCUGUUCAGUUUGUUAAACCCUUAAAGUUCUGUGUUACGCUGGGAGUAUAGAGCCAUGCAAUUGCAUAAAAUAUAGGAGUAUGAUGAAAGGUUUCAAUCACAGCAUGCUCCAAGCAUCACUUAUAUGUAAGGUCUUUAUUCGGCUGUCUAGAUUUGCCUCCAGAUGUGAGGCCUCAUUGGGACAAUUUUAACUUACAAUUUUUGUUUUCCCUGAAAUACUGUUUUGUUAUCAUGUAUACUGAAAUUCUUAUAACACAGUCUAUAUAGUUUGUUCUGUAUAUUGAAAACGUUUUGAUGGAAAAGAGAUCUAAUCUUUCAUGAUUGUUCUCACUGCAACUUAUUCACGAGAAUUCAUUUUAUGGAAGACCAUCAACAGCUAAUUGUACAUUGCUUCUUUAUAUCAGAUUACAUCCGCACAUCAACAAGCUCGAGUUUAUUGUCACAAAUUAAUGUGACAAUGAUGAUAUCUGGUGAAAUGUGUUUCAGUCUUAAUGUGUGUAUUAGAGAUAAGGUUUAGCUGUAAAUUAUUUUUUCUAUGGAUUAACUUUCGUAGUAUUGCUUAAUUUUUAAUUAUCAUUUUAAGUCCAUCUAAAAUAAAGUGAGUUUACAGAGUGCAGUGUAAUCAAUUAUGUCCUCAAAUUGGGACCUCGGUCUUAAAAUUCCCAAGAACUUAAAGUACAAGAUUAAUGGGCUGAAGUCAUUAUUCAAAUAAGUGCAACAUUAAACUGCUUCAGUUGGCACCCACACAGGGACCUGAGAAUUUGUUACAGCUGUAUUUGGACCUAAACUAGGGUGUUCAGAGUGAUUUAACAUGCUUGGGGUGGCAUUUUUACUGAAAGUUGAUCUAAACCCCUAAAACAUGUAAAAUCUCACACCAUCAUUGGGAGUGGCAUUUUUACCAAAAGUUGAUCUAAAGUGCUAAAACAUUUAAAAUCACUUAGAGCACCAUAGUUUAGGUCCAAAUACCAUUUAGCAUAGUCAAUAUGAAUGCCAAGUUGAAACCUCAAAUCCAAGGAAGCAUGCAGGCAAUUCCUUUAAUUUUUUUUCAGUUUCCAGUAAACACUGGUAUGGAUUGUAAAUAGUAACAGAACAGUUUCUCUGUGUUUAUGUUUACUAUUUUCAUAUAAGUGGAUGACAUGGAAAGUUAAAAUUAUUUAUUAUCAUAGGUUAGCUAUUAGUUCAGAUUUGAAUAUUUUUUAUGUAUGUAUGUGAUGUUAAUUGAUGCAUCAGCCAUCAUCCAGCAAGGAUCGGUAGUAUCCCUUCACUACAGUAGUGAUGACAGUGUCUAUAUUUGGGCCUUGGCAUUCAAUGUCAACUUAGUUUGGUAGGGUUAUGUUGCUAUUAUCAUGCAAUGGUAAUAUGAUGGUUUUUAUUUAUGUCACUGGUGUGUGAUUUUUUGAUCAAGUAAAUGGUGUUUAAGGACAUUAUACUGACAAGUACAUUUUGUUUAUGUUGCCUUUUAAUAAGAGAGAUGUAUAGAAUUAAAAUGUAUGCAUAUAUUCUUUAGAUCAUGUACAUAUAAUCAAAUAACAGACAACUGUAAAUAUUACAUUGAUAGUGUUGCUGUAUGAUUACAUUGACACAAUUACGUUGAUAGUGUUGCUGUAUGAUUACAUUGACACGAUUACAUUGAUAGUGUUGCUGUAUGGUUACAUUGACACGAUUACAUUGAUAGUGUUGCUGUAUGGUUACAUUGACACGAUUACAUUGAUAGUGUUGCUGUAUGAUUACAUUGACACGAUUACAUUGAUAGUGUUGCUGUAUGAUUACAUUGACACGAUUACAUUGAUAGUGUUGCUGUAUGGUUACAUUGACACGAUUACAUUGAUAGUGUUGCUGUAUGAUUACAUUGACACGAUUACAUUGAUAGUGUUGCUGUAUGAUUACAUUGACACGAUUACAUUGAUAGUGUUGCUGUAUGAUUACAUUGACACGAUUACAUUGAUAGUGUUGCUGUAUGAUUACAUUGACACGAUUACAUUGAUAGUGUUGCUGUAUGAUUACAUUGACACGAUUACAUUGAUAGUGUUGCUGUAUGAUUACAUUGACACGAUUACAUUGAUAGUGUUGCUGUAUGGUUACAUUGACACGAUUACAUUGAUAGUGUUGCUGUAUGGUUACAUUGACACGAUUACAUUGAUAGUGUUGCUGUAUGGCUACAUGGACACGAUUACAUUGAUAGUGUUGCUGUAUGGUUACAUUGACACGAUUACAUUGAAAGUGUUGCUGUAUGGUUACAUUGACAUUGUGUUGUAUGAUUACACCGAUACAAUGUCACUGUAGGAUACAGUUUUUCCAUUGAUCUGUGAUACCUGGUUUUAUUACUGUGUGCAUGUCACAGGUGGCAUGCCACGAUUUUAUACACAGGAAUAUUUUAGGUCCUCAUUUUUUGAGAAGACCAAUAUCAAGACUAUACACCACAGUUUUGAGCAUUCUGAGCAUAAAUACAUUGGUAAUACAUUGGUAUCAGCCAGAUACAAUCCUGAUUUACUGCAGUUUGACUGCUCUGUGGCUUUUUAGCUGUCUUUUCAUUUUCCACAACUUGUAUUUAUUUCUGAGUUAAAUUUCCCAUUUAUUUAACAGUAAUGUUUAUAUAAUGGUUCAUUGUGUGUAAAAUACUGUUUCUUUACAAACUAAGCGAAACAUUCAUGAAAAGGGUCUACAUGGAGGUGUCCUUUAAAUACAGUUUAUUCACUAUCUGCAGCAAUUUCUGUUGAACAUGCUUUAAAGACAGAUUUUCUUCUUUAUAUAGGUUUUACUGUGUACAUUCUCCUAACAAAUCAUAUCAAUUGUUAAGCAAGGUGAUGUAUACAUAAACACAGGAUUUAGUACAUCUGCUAUUUUAAUGUCCACGACCGGUAUUUUAAUCACAACUGCAGCUGAUUCCUGGGAUGUGAUUGUCAGUCAACAGAUUUGUUACCGUUGCAUACAGAUCAGAGAGGUCAAGAUUAGAGGUGUACACGUUAUAGGUGAUUAUCCACCGACAGCCUUGUUACCGUAACAUACAGAUCAGAGAGAUCAAGGUUAGAGGUGUACACGUUAUAGGUGAUUAUCCACCGCCAGCCUUGUUACCGUAACAUACAGAUCAGAGAGAUCAAGGUUAGAGGUGUACACGUUAUAGGUGAUUAUCCACCAACAGUCUUGUUACCGUAACAUACAGAUCAGCAACGUCAAGGUUAGAGGUGUACACGUUAUAGGUGAUUAUCCACCAACAGUCUUGUUACCGUAACAUACAGAUCAGCAAC
This is a messenger RNA of Mizuhopecten yessoensis (Yesso scallop), 6186 nucleotides long. Its product is annotated as golgin subfamily A member 5-like. NCBI's taxonomy places the organism in Eukaryota, Metazoa, Mollusca, Bivalvia, Pectinida, Pectinidae. Gene Ontology annotation, cellular component: Golgi membrane; Golgi cisterna. Gene Ontology annotation, biological process: Golgi organization; retrograde transport, vesicle recycling within Golgi. The transcript has 15 exons. The record is from RefSeq and is a predicted model, not a curated record. The coding region runs from base 90 to 2387 and encodes 765 amino acids.